AUGGAGGAGGUGCUGGAGGAGGUGAUGGAGGAGGUGAUGGAGGAGGUGCUGGAGGAGGUGAUGGAGGAGGUGAUGGAGGAGGUGAUGGAGGAGGUGAUGGAGGAGGUGAUGGAGGAGGUGAUGGAGGAGGUGCUGGAGGAGGUGAUGGAGGAGGUGAUGGAGGAGGUGAUGGAGGAGGUGCUGGAGGAGGUGAUGGAGGAGGUGAUGGAGGAGGUGCUGGAGGAGGUGAUGGAGGAGGUGAUGGAGGAGGUGAUGGAGGAAGGUGAUGGAGGAGGUGAUGGAGGAGGUGAUGGAGGAGGUGAUGGAGGAGGUGAUGGAGGAGGUGAUGGAGGAGGUGCUGGAGGAGGUGAUGGAGGAGGUGAUGGAGGAGGUGAUGGAGGAGGUGAUGGAGGAGGUGCUGGAGGAGGUGAUGGAGGAGGUGACGGAGGAGGUGAUGGAGGAGGUGACGGAGGAGGUGAUGAGGAGGUGAUGGAGGAGGUGAUGGAGGAGGUGAUGGAGGAGGUGAUGGAGGAGGUGAUGGAGGAGGUGAUGGAGGAGGUGAUGGAGGAGGUGACGGAGGAGGUGAUGGAGGAGGUGACGGAGGAGGUGAUGAGGAGGUGA
Molecule: messenger RNA, 600 nt
Organism: Knipowitschia caucasica
Lineage: Eukaryota; Metazoa; Chordata; Actinopteri; Gobiiformes; Gobiidae
Source: the annotation of a GenBank genome assembly